Messenger RNA from Salvelinus fontinalis (brook trout), 2478 nucleotides. RefSeq lists its product as uncharacterized. Gene Ontology annotation, molecular function: signaling receptor activity. The coding region runs from base 10 to 729 and encodes 239 amino acids. Gene Ontology annotation, cellular component: membrane. Gene Ontology annotation, biological process: adaptive immune response. The transcript is spliced from 4 exons. The record is from RefSeq and is a predicted model, not a curated record. Lineage: Eukaryota; Metazoa; Chordata; Actinopteri; Salmoniformes; Salmonidae.
GCUGUGGUAAUGGUGAUGUCACUGCUGAGGAGUUUGCUGUUGUUCUACUUCUCAUUCAAUGAAUUGACCACAGCAGCAGAAGCCAUUCUCUGGGUGAAGACUGGGGAGAAGUUUACUAUGAAGUGCUCCACCACUCUAAAAGACCAGGACGGAAUGUACCUGUAUGUUGGGCUGGACAGGGAGGUGUUGUAUUACCACCAGCGUAGCUCCAAGCUGACCCCCAGGAAAGGCUACUGGGACAGAGUGAAGACUGAGGGACCUGUGGACCAACUGACCAUCACCAUCAGUAACCUGACUAUAGAGAACACAGGAGUCUACUGGUGUGUUUACACCAAAUUCAAUGAAGCCAUGUAUGAAAAUGACAUCAACCAAGGAAGAGGCUCCACUCUGGUCGUGGUGAAUGACGAUGCCCCCCAGCUGCCAUGCCCCACAGCUACUGCAGUACCACUGACCCCCUUUCACCCAGCCAACGACAAGCCGUGCCCAUCUGGCGUGGUAAACAUCAUCAUCAUUAGCAUCUUGACCAUCCUGCUGUGUGUCAUCUUCCUCAUCUGGGUCGUUUCACGGGUGAAGAGGUGCUUUAACCAGGGAGGAUACACACCCCAGGUCUUUCCUGACUCGGUCUAUGAAGACAUGGCCAAGAAUCACGUUUAUCCACCAGACACACAGCAGGUAGAAUCGUACCCGUUUUGUGUGUCUACCAAAGGAGGAAGUAGGACAACUGAGUAGCUUCUUCAAAUGCUUUCUCUGAAUAUGGCUUCUUUACUUUCUCAGAAUUGAAAAACCUGUCUGCUGUAUUUCACAGUUCUAGCCCCAAUGCUAGUCUUAUUGGUAAAUUGUUUGUGUGUGUGUGUUGCGCCAUACCAUGCUUAUGUGUGUGAAUAAAAUCUCUAUAUGGACAGUAUUCAUUCAUAUUUCAACAGAAGAGGGAACAACCAAUGUUAUAUUCCAGUUCUAUUCAACUAUAUUCUUACGGGGGCCAGAUGGAAAAAAGGUUAAUUUCAGGGGGGCCAGACAUUUUCCACAUGCGACCCACACACACCAAUAAAGCACUUUUCUUCUAAUGAAAUGUGUCUAAAAGUAGUUGGGGAAGAAGUGGAAAGUGCUCGAUCAACGUGAGUUGAGGUGCAACCAAAAAAUGUGCUCCUCUUUGAAAAGAAAAAGGCUCAAUGCUUGCUCAUCCUUUUAACUAUUAAAAGAUCCUCAAAUGUAAUUAGGUCAUUUGAAAAUCAUCUGAAAACUAAGCAUCUCAAUAAAUAACAGACAACAACCAUAGUGCUUUUCAUUUUGCCACUGAACGUCGGAUUUUGGUGCAGAUCUUUUGUGAAUGUUCAGAAUUGAUCAAAGGGCCAGUCUAAAUUACUGAACGGUUCAGAUCUGGCCCGCUGCCGCCAGUUGAAUAUCCCUGUUUUAGUCCAUAAGGUGUACAGUUGAUAGCGAUGGAGGCCUCCCUAUAACUUUUUUCAAUAGAUCAGGUCAUAAGAUUCAUAUUGCUGUUUUCUAGUGUUUUUAGGUCACUGGACCACUCAUCAAGCUGUUCCUGUGCAUGUUGUCUGCCACAAAGUCAAAAGAGCUUCAAUGUUAAAAUGAGAACAGUUUGUUAAGACUUUUAUUAUAUUUUAUCAUAGGUACAAAUAUUUUAGCUGCCUAAACUUUCAGCUAUAUCAGGAUAUAAGCAAUUUUUACAUUACAUUUGAUCAUUCUAUGGUUUUAGUUGAGAUAGCUAGUCGGUUAAACCAUAAUGGUCUGAGUACAUUGUUUUCAUGCUGAUACGGAGUAAUGAGUGCGCCUUGUGGUUGGAAAAACAAUGAUUCAUUUUUACCAAGUGACGUAGUAUUUGUCUUACACUACGAGUCACUGUUUUUAACUCAUGUUUCAACUUCCUAACAGCUAUUUUCACUUUAAAUAGCUGCAAAUGUGUAUUGUAUUUUUUUAAAGGAAGAGAAAUAUUCUCACCGUUUGCCUUUUAAUCAAAAUAUUGAUACAUCAUUGAUAGUCAUGUGAUAUUCCACUUGUGUAUUAAUGUUAAUGUUGUAUAUGUGUAUCUGGUAUGCAUUGGUGAUGUUCAGCUAUAUUUCUUACAGUAAAUUGUAUGUUUGGAAAGUUUUCUAGUUAAAUCAAUCGAAGACAAGUUCAGACAGGAAACCAGAGAAUUUGUAUCAGCUGAUAUUGAACCAAUUAGAUUCACUCUACCGAAACAUGGCGGUCUAUUUAGUUAACCAGGUAAUGCAAACUCAUUUCAUUAUGUCUGCUGCACACAAGCUAUGCACUGGUGUUCUUGGUGACAUGCUAUGCUGUAACAUGCGGUACUCACCCUGCAUGUCUGCUUUCCGACCACCCACCCCAGACUCCCCUGUUUGGGCACAGCUUUUGUUUCAGUCAGGGGGAUUGGUAUAGCAUACCUGGCUCACUGUUUGUUAUUAUGUUAUCAUUAUGCAUGCUCUGGCAGUGAGCUACCCCGAAGGUGCAGAGCCUAAC